Messenger RNA from Ambispora gerdemannii, 612 nucleotides. The record is from the annotation of a GenBank genome assembly. NCBI's taxonomy places the organism in Eukaryota, Fungi, Glomeromycota, Glomeromycetes, Archaeosporales, Ambisporaceae.
AUGGCUGACAUUGAAAGCAAGCCCGAGGUUGCAGAGUCGUCAAAAGGGGCAGAAGAAGAAAAGGAAGAGGUCGUAGACUCUGUUGACAUCCACUUUGAACCUGUUGUCAAAUUGGAGGAAAUUGAAGUUAAAACACAUGAAGAGGAUGAAGAACCGAUAUUCAAAAUGCGUGCAAAGUUGUUUCGAUUUGACAAACCUUUGAAGGAAUGGAAAGAACGCGGUACCGGUGAAGUUCGCUUUCUUCAACAUAAACAAUCUCGUAAAGUUCGUUUGCUGAUGCGAAGAGACAAAACGCACAAAGUUUGUGCAAAUCAUUACAUCACAUCUGAAAUGGCACUUUCACCCAAUGUCGGAUCUGAUCGUUCUUGGGUUUGGAACGUUACUGCCGAUGUGUCUGAUGGAGAAUCAAAGGCAGAAACUUUGGCCAUUAGAUUUGCCAAUACUGAAAACGCUAAUAUUUUCAAAGAAAAAUUCAUCGAAGUUCAAAAGAUAAACGUUGAACUUUCAAGGAAAACUGAAACUACUGCUGAAGCAAGUGAAACUCCUAUUAUAUCAGACGAAUCAAAAGAAUCAAAGGAGGAAGAAAAAAAAGGAAAAAAAAUAAAUCUUUGA